Messenger RNA from Cynoglossus semilaevis (tongue sole), 5769 nucleotides. It is a transcript of the gene pdgfc, whose product is annotated as platelet derived growth factor c. The coding region runs from base 2481 to 3347 and encodes 288 amino acids. The record is from RefSeq and is a predicted model, not a curated record. Gene Ontology annotation, cellular component: membrane. Gene Ontology annotation, molecular function: platelet-derived growth factor receptor binding; growth factor activity. The transcript is spliced from 6 exons. Lineage: Eukaryota; Metazoa; Chordata; Actinopteri; Pleuronectiformes; Cynoglossidae. Gene Ontology annotation, biological process: positive regulation of protein autophosphorylation; positive regulation of MAP kinase activity; platelet-derived growth factor receptor signaling pathway.
ACUAGUUAGAGUUAGGGGAAAUUACCUGCAAGGUUAAAAAUGAGUCAAACUUUGAAUAGCUGUGUGGGUUUAAUCUCUUCUGUCGUUCUGAUAAUUGCUGCUGGUGGCUCAUCUAUGGGUGCACGGACACAGAAUUCACGAAAGAUAACACAACGGCUCUACUUUGGCUGCAAAUACUGCAACCUAAUCUACCAUAUUUUGAACUCUAGACUAAAGUUUAUGCACUAAUUAGUGGGUCUAAGAAAUCCAUUCAGAGGUGGGAAAAGGAUUGUAAUAUGAGAAGAGGCUGUUGUGUGGAAGACGGUGACGACUUUCACUCUUGAGAGGACCAAACCACAGUCUUAAGGGAUUAUUUUUGUGUGUUUUUUUUUUUUUAACUUGCAGGUGGUGUCUAAAAUCUUCAUUGUCGUUUUUCUUGAUGUGCUCAAGAUAUCAUUACAAGUGUUCUACAACAUGAACAGUUUUUUUAUUAUAAUUUUUAUGGGCCACUAGUGCUAAAUGUUUGCCAUUUGUUAAAAGCAUAUUUGAACAUCAUUGUGACUGGGCUUUGUUAUUUGUUUAAAUAUUUUUAAUUUAUUUAAUUUAUUGUACAGUGUCAAUAACAUUAUUAAAUAUUCUCUUCCAUUGAAGUAUAUAUACCAUUAAGUACUUUUAUUCUAUUGUGUAUGGUUUCUAACAUAAGUGCUUCUUACUUUGCUUUUCCAGUAUGGCAAGGCCCGACACACACAUUUGAACACACAUUCUGGCGGUGUCAGGUUGGGCCAUCUGAUAUGACAUGCAGAUGUUUAGUUUUGCUCCUGCAGCAGGUGUCAACAGAUGCUGCUCUGACCUACUUGGCCAAACUGACCUCUGUGAAAGUGAGAGUUGCUCUGCAGUCUGGAUGCCGAAGCCGAAGAAAAUCUGCUCCAGCGUUUUAAAAGCAGGUCAUUCUCACCCUGACCCUUAGGUGUCCCUCACUCUGACCUUUCUGGAGAUAAAGGUUCAUAAAAACUAAGCAUUUCACUGCAGGGAAUCAAUAACCAUCAUGUCAUUUUGUUACCACACAGCCAAACCAGACUUAUUUUUAGUGGUUUUAGUGCAAAGAGUGAUUUUAUGUGACCUUUGACUUUUGCACUUUCACAGUUCAUAAUUGGCCACUAGUUGAUAAUAGAAAUGUGGGUUUAAAUAGUGUGUGGAAUGAAUUAGACAUGACAGGCGCAGCUGUUCCUUCUUCCUGGAGAGACAACAUGAAGAUAAAGAUUUUAAGAAAAAUAAAUUAUACAUUUAGGUUAGGUGAAAUGACUGACCCCUAGAGGAUUUAGACUGACACAAAUUAGAAAAAAAAAAUAUGCCCUAGACUUUAGCAACAUUACCAAUGUCAAGGUACCAGAAGUGAGUCUCUAAACACACCAAUCAUGACUUUUAAUGAUUAGUUACAAAAUAAUUUAUUAGGAUUAGGCAACAUGUCCAGCCGCAUUUUUCAUGUUAGAGAUAAAAGAAAUAGUUUGAAGUAGAAGUCCAGUUAUUUUGCUGAGGUUACUCUACAGUAGUUCAUACGCACUAUAUUGGAUCAAUAUUAUCUGUGACAGUUGUGCCAUGAGCUGCAGUCUAAUCCUCAGGCCAGUGAUGUGAAGAUAAGAAAAGGCUUUGCUGCUGCUGUCAUGCUGUCAGUCAAACAUCCUGCAUCUACAAAAUCAUUAUGUACAGAGAGGACUUUGACAGUCUAGAGGACAGACGGCAGAUAAUGUGAACAAUAUUGUGAAAAUGUGCAGUUUACAACAAUGUAGUGAUGGCUGCUUGAUUAUACUUAAUAUGUGCACUCAUCAAAUUGGUCCAAAUUAGAUUGUUUAGACUGGACACCUGGUUUGUUUUUAGCACUUGUGCUUUAGGUGAUGUCAUGUAAUAUUUGCCAUAAUUUUAAGUAAAGUGCAUUGAUCCUCAGUUUUACCUGGUUUUGUAAAAAUUGCUGUUUACUGUCAUAUGUGGCUAGGGAUGUCUUUCCUUCAUCGGCCGGAACUGUAUGAGUCUGUUGAUCUUAGAAUGUUUCCUCCUUAGCCCAACACGCAGGAGCAUAUGCCCCGCUGAUUGAGCCUCUGCAGAAGGCUCCCACGCAGCCAAAUUAUAUUUUAAUGGUAUAAAAGAUUUCUAUGUUGCAGCCCCACUUUUAGCCCCCACCAACUGUAAACCCAGGGCAAUAAAUAUCCUAAGCAGGGCUGGGAAUUUACAGCACCUGUGGUAACUGCACAGCACUGUCCUAAUAAGACACAGAUGUGGCAGUGAUUGCACUCAACCUGAAACACAUGCCAGUGAAAAAAGGGAGUUCUUUGUUAGGUACAGUUUCAUCACCUGCUCAGAGCUGCUUGCAUUCUUUUUGAUCAGCAGGUAACGACAAUGAAAUUAAAACAAUUUGGAUCAGGUGGCUGCAGGACUGGUCAACUGUGGUACUCUGUGGGGUGCAAGAUUCCCAUAAGGAGAAGAUCAUAACAGUGUCUGGAGAGGGGAUGGUUCAGAGCCCAGACUUCCCACGUCGGUAUCCCAGGAAUAUUGUGCUGGCCUGGAGACUUGUGGCCCCAAACAACAGGAGGAUCAACCUGAACUUUGACCAGAGGUUUGGUCUGGAGGAUCCUGAAGAUGGCAUAUGCAAGUAUGACUUUGUGGAGAUAGAAGACUUCACUGAAAAGACAAUCCUGGGUCGUUGGUGUGGGUCACAGUCUGUGCCAAAUAGCUUGACAUCCAAGGGCAGUCAGAUCAGGAUCCGAUUUAUCUCCGAUGAAUACUUUCCCUCCGAGCCAGGAUUCAGCAUUCGUUUCUCCCUCCUGCCUGUGAGUGCAUCGGUUCCUGCCCCCCCUGCACCUCCUGCUCCAUCACAGCAGGGUGUUGAGGAGCUGUCAGAGGCCGUGGCAACACUGAACACGCUGGAGGAGGUCAUGAAGUAUCUGGAACCUGAGAGAUGGCAACUGGAUAUGGAGGAGUUGUACAAACCUACGUGGCACUUGCUCGGAAAAUCCUUCAUUCACACCCGAAAGGCCAGAGGUGGGGUAGAUCUCACUCAGUUAAGAGAGGAUGUUCGCCUCUACAGCUGCACCCCGCGCAACUUCUCCGUGUCCUUGCGCGAGGAGCUGAAGAGGACAGAUGCCAUCUUCUGGCCCAGCUGCCUCCUGGUGAAGCGCUGUGGUGGAAACUGUGCCUGCUGCUCCCAUCGCUGCUUCGACUGUCAGUGUGUUCCAGCCAAAACCACCAAGAAAUACCAUGAGGUUCUGCUGCUCAAACACCGGAACGGUGUUCGAGGCCUGCAGAAGAUGAUGACUGAUGUGCCGUUGGAGCACCACGAGGAGUGCGCCUGCGUGUGCAACGAUGACUCGGACUGAACUCAGGAAGAACUGCCACUGGACUUAACACAGGAUUUUUUUAAAAAAUGUUCUACUAGAAGAAGACAAACGUGGCCACUCUUUUUGUGACAUUCUGUUUUUUCAUACUACUCUGCUGGGAGCUAACAAGACUUUCCUUUCAUCCUAUUGUCCUUUCACUAAUUGGACAGAGCGGAACAGACUGGAAUCUAAUGAAACUUGUGAAAUUGAUUUGACUGCUGUGGGAUAUCAAUGGAGAGCAUUUUUUAGAGAGACACAAAUUCACUGGAGCAAAUCAGGACUGUUACCUGUGUGCCCCGAAGACUCCCUUCUGAUGCCUCUCACUGAUAAAAGCACAGAGGCUUUUUUUUUUCCUCCUCCUGUUUUAUAGAGAUCUCUUUUCCGUUAGACCCUGUGUGGGCUGAGAGUGUCACGGAAAUUGGGAGCUUCUUUGUUCAAGUACUUUUUUAUGUCUACCAGCCCUCUGUUUCUCUGUCAUUACCAGCCAUGUAAUAGAGGCUGUCUGUUCGCCCACAGUUUCCUUUUGCUCUUCCGCUUGUUUUAUCUAAGAAUAAAAUUUGGAGCCUCUUUUCAUAAUGUGUAUAUAUUUUAUUUCACUUCUUUUUUUUUACCAUUAGUGCAUUUUUCACCAAAUAUUUUUUUAUCUUGUACAUCCGGCUGGAUGCGGUUCAUCAAAUCAUCUUAUUGUAACAACUCUGUUCAUUUCAGGUGUGCUCUGUAUUAUUUCAUAUUUAUUUGAUUGAUUAAUGGGAUUUUUUUUUUUUUUUUGCUACAUGUUGCUCUACAACGGUCAUAGACUAUAUUUAAGAAAUCAACAUGGUUAUACAUUUUUAAACAGAUUUUCAAUCUUUAUUUUAAAACUGAAUCUAUGUUUGAAUUUAUGUGUUGAAGAGUUUCCAUUAAGGUAUUAAAAUGACCAUUUUAGGUUAUUUUUAUUGCUAUGUUUUCUACAAAAGUCCACCUUCAGUAUUUUCUACGAUUGUGCUUCGUUGGUUUAGAUAGUCACAACUGGAUAAAAUCUCUUUCCUUUUUUAUUUGACUGAUAGCACAUUACUGUACACAAUAUUGUUUGUAACAAGACUCCCAAUGGAAAAGUAUAAUUUUCAUCAAUUCUUAUGUUUUGGAUAUAAAUAUCCACUGCUUCUGGGCUGAACUUUAGCUGAUCUUUCCUUAUUCUGUUAAAUUAUUUCCUAACUUAUUUCAAUUUGGCUAUUAUUUGCUUAUUUGUUCCCCAUGUUUUGCAAUGUCUAUCAGUUCAACUUAUCUCCUUUUAUUUCUGGUAAUAAUAGUGUCAUGUCUUGUUUAUUUUUUAUUUUCAUGUCCAAGUUUCUACAACCCUGUAAAUGUUGUUCCUUCACUUUUCUUAGCUUUUUUGGGGCUAUAAAUGUAAAACAAAUAAUAACAUACACACAAAACAAAUCUAUUGAAAAAUGCAAAAGCUAAGCUAAGUUUUAUAGCUAAGAUUCAGCUACUUUUGAAUAGGUUAGAUCACAAGUUAGCUUUUCCUGAGCUAACCAUUCUGUUACUUUUUCUACUACUCUUUGUGUUGACUGACUACUUGCACACUGCACCAACAUUGUCUAUCUUAAGCUUAUGGUGGUCCAACAUGACUAUACAUAGGGUCCAAUCAUACACACCAACUCCCAUUGUGCUUUGUUUAUCUUUAAAUGAGAUUGUAAUUCAAACUGUGCGUCAUGUUUAUGGGCCCAGAAUGUAGUGAGAUUGUAGACCUUUACAGAAAAUGUUUAUUGAAAGCUUCACUUUUCAUAUAUAUUUAUACAAAGUACAAAUCUACGUUCUGGUCGUAUUCUUCAGCUUACUAGCAACAGGAUGACUGUGCUCAUUUCUUAUAUAUGGUCUAUGGCAGUGGUAUAAGCCUUUUCAUUGUUGAUUUUCAUUUUCUCGUGGAUAUGUUUGUGCAAGCCUCUCUGUUCACCAUUUCAUGUAAGUUAUUUAUCUCUACCUUUGCAUCGGCUGUUUGUGUAUUUGGUUAUGUUGAUGAUAUUGAUUGUUGGCAUAGUAUUGGAGCAAUGAACCACGAACAAAAAAGAAAACAUUAAUUAUCAGUGAACAAAUGCAACUUAAAUACAGAUGUCAAAACCAGAGCUGAGGAAAGUUUUGAGUGUUCUGCAAUCAGUGGCGACAAGGUUAUUUAUGGUAUCACUGCGACAGGAUCAAAAAGGGAAUUCAGGCAAAGUAGGUAGAGAUUUUCUUGUGAACUGUAAAAUAGCUGUGUAUAUAUUUCCCAACAGUUUUCCUCUCAGUUCAUCGUAUUUUAUACUAAUGUUUUCCUUCAAUAUUAAUUCUGGGAAUUUCACCACCUCUUUUCAACAUGUCUCUAAAUUUCGGUUAAAAAAUCAUUAAUAAAAGCGAAAAUGUUUAUAUAUUUUAGUGAGGUUUCUGACUGAUUUUUGUGUUUCUA